CGUCGUUAUGGUUACGUCAGUUUCAAUGUGAAUUCGAAAUUCAGGAUGACAAGUGGAGACAUCAAAAUAUUUAGGAAGAGAUACUUAGUUAUAAAAAAGUUAGGGAAAGGCGCAAGUGGGAAAACCUACUUGGUUGAAGAUUUGCAAGAAUCUCGGACACAUAAGUAAUUUUAAGUCAAAUACUACCACAUAUAGUCUUAAAAAAGAAAGGUUUUCAAGGCACUCAAAUGCAUAAAACUUGAUGAAAUUCAAUCACUUUCCCAGAAUGACUGCGAGAAAGAAGCUCGAUUAUUGUCGGGCCUCAGACAUCCAUACAUUUUACGUACAUAUGAAAGUUUUGUCGAGAAAAAUAAAUUUUGUCUCGUAGCAGAAUAUUGUGAAGGUGGGGACUUAACGCAUUAUUUAAAAGGAGUGAAGGAAAAUGGGGAACAUAUUGAUGAAAAACUGAUUGGUAAAUGGCUCGUACAAAUUAUACUGGCCACAAGUUUCAUUCACAAAAAUAAAAUACUUCAUCGUGACUUGAAAUCUAGUAAUAUAUUCCUAAAGAAUGGAAAUAUUAAAAUUGGCGACUUUGGUAUUUCACGUUUAUUGACUACAACUAAUGAACUGGCAACUACUUUCAUUGGAACUCCAUACUAUAUGAGUCCAGAGGUUUUAAAGUAUGAAGGUUACAACAACAAAUCAGAUAUCUGGUCUAUUGGGAUAAUUCUCUACGAAUUGUGCACUCGAAGGAGAGCCUUUACUGGAACGAAUUUAAUGCGCGUUAUGUGGCAAGUGAUAAAUGAUCCAUGUCCCCGACUACCAGAAAUCUACUCCAAAGAGCUCCAAGAAGUUCUUGAGCUAAUGUUAAAGAAGGUUCCACAAGAAAGACCAUCCGCCUCUGAACUUCUUAAACUAAAUAUUAUUACUUCAUAUUUACGUGAAUUGUACAAAGAGAUUGUGUUCCACAUGCAAACGAAUCCCACCGAUGAAAGUAUAAUAAAGAAGGAUGAGAUACAGAGUAGAUUUAUAUCUUUUGAAGAGUUCAUUAAUUCGCCUGAUUUAAUUUUACAAGAGCAAGAAUUACAAGAAAACGAUGACAAUCUCUCAAUAAAAAUAGAUUAUAAUGAAGAAAACAACACAGAAAAUGUGGAUGAAUUUUUGACACCACGUCAGAAGAUCAAACUGGACAGAGCAAGUGAAUCAGAUCAAACUAUUGCUACUUUGAGAGAUUUGGCAGAACAGUUAACACACAGUAGAAAUACUUUGAACUCUACAAGGCGAACAGAUUUGUAUACUUGGCAGAAACGAUAUCCAUCAUCAAAUCGUUUAUGGCCAACAGUUCAAAUGUCUACAGAGAAAAUGUUGAACGAAUUGAAAAAUCUUUACUUAGAGAAAAUGAAUAAUGAUUAUGGCGUAACUGAGAAUAUGGAUGACUUUGAAAAUACAGAAAACUUACUUUGGCCACACAGACCACUUUCAGAAAAUAAUGACAGUCUGUUAGGUAAGGGUCCAGGAGCUGAGGAUGAAAGUCUUGGGACUUUUUACCUUACUGAAUCUGGUAAAUACACAAAUAAUAUACAGAAGCAGACUGAAGACUCGCAAAAUCCAGCGAGCGACAGUAAACUGAAAAAUUUCUGUCUUGUACCUGGUUCAGCCGGUCCAAUGUAUGAAAAUCGUCGAGAUGAACAAAAGAAACAGGCCGUUAUAACUGAUGACAAUGUUGAUAAUCAUGAUCACAAAGAUGAAGAGAGUAACACUAACCAGCUGAAUCUAUUCAUCCGACGUAGUUUUACAAUUCCAGAAGUUUCAACCAAUAAUUAUGUUCAGUCAGCAAGGCAGCUGAAUACAAUUAAUAACUGUAAUUUGAAGUGUAAUGACGUUUUUUCUGAUAAUACUCAACUUAUGGAAACAUAUUAUACGAAUUAUGACAAUGGCCUAAUAGAAUAUUCAAAAACCUCUGCUCAUGAAGAUUUGUCGACACCAAAUGAAACUGGCAAUAUUGCUGAAAAUGAUCUAGAAGAUAUUGAGAAUCAAGAUGAUUGGAAUACAAAUGAAACACUGGAUGAUGUACUUAGUUGCAUGAAGGCAGCUUUACGUCAACCAGAAGAUGAUCAAACUUUAGUUAUAAAUGAUGAAACUAAUUAUAUGUAUGGACCAGAAGCUAAGGCGAAAAAGAUUGAAACUUUAAGAAAUUAUUGCGUUGAAAGACUUGGAAUACAAGAAUUUCACACAGCCUAUGAUUAUCUUUAUCAAAAACGUAUUACGGAGAAUAAUCAGUCUGGCGAGUUAACAAUUCUUGACGGUUUGAAAAAUUACUGUUCAAAUGUGACAACAGGAUUUCUGCUGGACCAUUUAAUUUUUCUAGAAAAUGAUACAAAGCAAACGAUGAGUAUUGAGUCACCGAAUUCACUGUACCAAGUUUUAGAAAGUAACUUGCAGUUUUGUAUGUGACCCAGAAACUGCGACCACUACUACGCGUCGUUGAAUGUGUUGCGGAGUGGUGAAUGAUAACAGAAGAUGUGAACUGCAAUCAAUGGCUAGAUUAUGUCUAAGUGAUUUAAUGGCUGUGAAUUUGAAGACAAUAGUUAAUUCUCUUUUAAAAAAUCAACUUUUCAAAUGCAUAUCAUCUUAUUUUUUGAAAAUUUUGUACCGUACCUACUCUUUAGAAGGCAUAGUUUGGAGGUUAUUCUUUUUUUGCUUUUUCCCGAUGCUCUUAAGUUCUUCUUUUUUCACAUUCUGGCGUCAUUUAUUUUGAUUUACUACUGC
This is a messenger RNA of Trichobilharzia szidati, 2748 nucleotides long. The record is from the annotation of a GenBank genome assembly. NCBI's taxonomy places the organism in Eukaryota, Metazoa, Platyhelminthes, Trematoda, Strigeidida, Schistosomatidae.